Messenger RNA from Blastomyces dermatitidis ER-3, 453 nucleotides. RefSeq lists its product as uncharacterized. NCBI's taxonomy places the organism in Eukaryota, Fungi, Ascomycota, Eurotiomycetes, Onygenales, Ajellomycetaceae. Gene Ontology annotation, molecular function: oxidoreductase activity, acting on the CH-OH group of donors, NAD or NADP as acceptor. The record is from RefSeq and is a predicted model, not a curated record. The transcript has a single exon. The coding region runs from base 1 to 453 and encodes 150 amino acids.
AUGUCCUCCCUUAAUGAAGUUGAAGGCCGUCUGGCACUCAUCACUGGAGCUUCUUCGGGGUUAGUAGAUUCCUCGCUAAGCUCCAAAUCGCUUUCAAUGAUAACGCGCCGUCCACGAACAACUAUUAUACUGACGCGACAGCACUCUUUCGGUUUCAGCAUAGGCGCAGCAUGUGCUCGUAGACUUGCCACAAGGGGCGUGCAUCUCGCCCUCACCUACUCCAAAAACCUCGACGGCAUGAGCGCCGUGUACCACUCCAUCAAACAGCAAGGGUUCCAAUCAGCAGGAUCACCCCUACGCAUUUCCAUGCACCAAGUUGACGUUGCCGUCCCCGAACAGAUCAGCCUCAUGUUCCAGGAGAUUGAACAGGCGCACAACCAACUCCCGGACAUCCUGGUGUCGAACGCCGGAUACGGCAAGCGCAUUCCGCAAAUAUGGGAUAUUUCGUUCUAG